AUGUGAACAAUCAGAACUUGCAAUGACUAACGAGAAAUGGAGUGAGUGGACCUUUAUGGAAUUUGUACAUGCCCUAGAACUUUGGACAAAGAACAAUCCAAUUAAAGAAACACCUGGUUCAAAACAUCAUAAGGAGCGAGACAGAUCUUACUUCUCCAAGAAUAACGAUAAUAACAAUAAGGGCUGUUUAUACUGUUCAAAUGAGAGUCAUAAAGCUAUCCGUUGUACUCUCAUGUCACCUG
This is a messenger RNA of Paramuricea clavata, 242 nucleotides long. NCBI's taxonomy places the organism in Eukaryota, Metazoa, Cnidaria, Anthozoa, Malacalcyonacea, Plexauridae. The record is from the annotation of a GenBank genome assembly.